This is a messenger RNA of Papaver somniferum (opium poppy), 1783 nucleotides long. RefSeq lists its product as uncharacterized. Bases 103 to 1746 code for a protein of 547 amino acids. The transcript is spliced from 4 exons. The record is from RefSeq and is a predicted model, not a curated record. Lineage: Eukaryota; Viridiplantae; Streptophyta; Magnoliopsida; Ranunculales; Papaveraceae.
GCGGGUCCACCAAAGGAGAGAAAUAAUCUAACAUCGACAACAUCAUCUCGAAGAUCAGAAUCCCAAAGGCGACGACGUGGGAUAGAAAAACAACACAAAGAGAUGAGAGAACAAGAGCAUCGUGAGAAAGGAGCACAAAUUGAAAGAGAAGCAGCUGCAGAACGACGACGAGCACCAAAGGGAAAGGGAAAAGCUAUUACUGAAGAGAAUCCUCCAUGCAAACGGAUGCGCCCGAGUGGUAUACAGAUUAGAGAAAGCGAGGCUGUACCACAUGAGCAUGAAGAUGCAGAGUCAUAUGAAGAGUCGGUUGUAUUACAUAGGAGAGUUGGUAGCACAUCAGACGCUCAAAACACUGAAAUGCCGUCUAUUAAUGUUAGAGAAGAUGAUGGGGUGUCGGAUACUUACGAAAUUGACGAAGUAGAUUACGACACUGACGAAUUACAUGAUUCAAAUACUUUUAUGAAUCAGGUAGCUGUUGUUGCUACCGAUGUACGUCAUUUUCUGGGACAAAUGGAUGUCAAAUGUCAGCAUUGCGGGGCAUUGCACUGGAUGGCAGAAAAACAUACAAAUUCAUUUUUAAUAAACCCAAAAUUUGGUUCAUGUUGUCUCCAAGGCAAAGUUUGCCUACCGUCACUGUGUGAACCACCGGUAGCCGUCAGAGAAUUGUUUGACGGAACCGACGCCGAAUCAAUUUCUUUUCGGAAAUAUAUUCGAGAGUAUAAUACAACUAAUGCGUUUACUAGCCUUGGAUGCAAAUUAGAUACAAGAGAUUUGAAAGGGAGAGGUCCGAGACCUUUCUCAAUACAUGGGGAGUUGAGACAUUUAACCGGAGGUGUUCUACCAGCUCCUGGGACUGAGAGGAUGGCGGUUUACUCCCAACUGUACAUCUAUGAUCCAGAAUUUUCAUUGUUUGUCCGUGGCAAAAGAAAUCCUCAGUUAAAUAUGAAUGUCCUACAGAAAAUUCAGAAUACUAUGAUCCAAUUCAAUGUUUUUUAUACCAAGUAUCGUCAGGCUUAUGCAAUUUUAGACCAGAUGAGUCCGGCCGACCAGAAUAUCAGAGUUUCACUUCAAUAUAAAAAGUCGACUGAUAGUAGGCGUUAUAAUCUUCCGACAACAGAUGAGAUUGCGGUUAUCGUUCCAGAAAAUACUUAUAAGGAGACUGGGGUGCGAGAUAUUAUAUUGCAUUUGAGAGAAAACAACGGAUUGAAACAAAUUUCGGAGUGUCAUCCGGCAUACUUGCCUUUACAUUAUGUUUUACUAUUUCCUUUUGGUGAGCUGGGAUGGUCACCAACAAUGAGGCAAUGGGAUGCAGUCACCAAAACCUAUACGAAAACAAAAUUAUCUCAAAUGAAGUAUUACAGUUACCGCAUAUUUGAACGUGCAGAAGAAUAUUCAAUCAUCUUAAGAGCCGAAAAAAUAUUUCAAGAGUUCUUAGUUGAUGCAUGGGCUGCUACAGAGCAAAGUAAGUUGGCAUGGCUCAGAUUCAACCAACCAACUCUGCGUUCUGACCUCUACAUUUGCAUUGCUGAUAUGACAAAUGCGGAUUUAAAUCCGGGUGAUAGAGGUAAUCCUGUUAUUUUACCAUCUUCACACACUGGAAGCGGGAGGAAUAUGUACGAGAUAUACCAGGAUUCGAUGGCUAUUACACGUUUUCAUCACCAUCCAGAUAUUUUUCUUACAAUGACUGCAAACCCAAAUUGGACAGAAAUAAAAAAAUGCACUUUUACCCAAUCAGAGUGUCACUGAUCGUCCUGAUUUGGUAGCUCGAGUUUUUGAGCUGAAA